CGUUGUCAGUUGCCCGUGCCUUGUGCGACGGUCAGGACCGCACACAUUAUUCCGCAACGUCUCUAUUACGCACACGUUUCAAUAUUUCAAGUGAUCUGCAUAAAUUAACGCCUUGACAAUAUUUUAAUUAUUCUCUAGUCCAUUGUUAUAUUUUUCCUUUUCAAUUUUCAUUUACCUCGCACAAUUUAAAAAAAAAAAAAAAUUUUAACCCUCAAAAUAAAAAAUUUCUGUGAAAAGAAAAAGAGGGUGGAAAAAAUAAAAAAAAAAAAAAUCGACAGACACAAUUCUGGCGAUUUUUUUUCCCCUCGAGAUAACAAUAUUUUCAACUCAUGGACCAUCGAUGGACGACCAAGGUGAAGGUGAAGCUUGAUGGGGAUUUGUCCUGAAGAAAUUUUUCAGGAAUCAAGAAGGACUUUUUUUUUAUUAAAUCAAUUUUUUAUUGUGGCGAGGCAUUUAAAAGGAUUUUCAAGAUGAUUUAGGAUUAGGACGACGGAGAGUGAGAGAGAGAGAGAGAGAGAGAUGGCGAACGGAAUAUCCUUCGGACGUACCGCUAGCAGCAGUGUGCUUAUCCUAUUGGUACUCAUGCAAGCGGUUUUGUUCUGGGAACCGACAGCAAUGGCGCCAUCGCCAGUUAAACGAAGCAACGAUGUUAUUGCCGGCACAGAAUUUCUGUCGGUCUUCAUAAAUGGAGCAAUGGCACCGCGACCAGCUCAAAGAAGACGCGGUAGUUUUCGACGCACUGGACAUAAUCAUAAUCAUCAUCAUAAUAAUCAUCACAGCGAUAGCAUAAGUUCCGAGUCAAAGCACAAUGAAGCAUUCAUCUAUCGUAUUUCACGUGCACCACCUGCAGCAAGAACAACAACUGUCAUUCAACCGAAGGCGUCAACGAUGACACCAUAUCGAGACUCCGAUGUAAGAUACUAUCCAAUUAGUCAGAAAGCACUGAAUCACAGUCACAGUCUAGUCUCUCUGAUAGACGAUCUGGCAACAGUUGAUGAAAUAACAUCGAAAUUGAAAGCACGCGAGGGUAAACGUAAUUCAACAGUAAUAUCCAAAUCACAAAAAGUCGGCAAAUUGGAUAAUAAAAUUCUAGACAGAAAAGUAAUUGGUGUCAGUGUUACAUCGAGUGUAGAGGCAACACCUUACAAAAUUCGUAUAGAACAUCAUCCAAUUAGAAAUUCAGUAAAAUUAAAUUCACCAAUACCAUCAUCAACAACAUCAAGUAGCUCAAUUUUUACUAGUUCAACAAGCACUGUAGAAAUACCAAAUGUCACAUCACGUUUUGUCACCGAAGAUCUUGGUAAUAUUGUCUCCGAAUCGAAUAGAAGUGAAUUUUCAGUUGAUGAAGGUUCCGCCCAAACAGUAUGGCAGGAACCAAGUGUUAUCACAUCGAAACCCUACACUGGUAAUGAAAAAUCCACAGCGUUAGAGGAGAACAGUGAUGUUAAUGAUUCGGCAACAAGUGGCAGUAGUUCGAUACCAGUUGAGGUUCACGAUUAUCAAAUUACUUCUAAACAAGUCGCUGAACUUAUUGGUGGAUCACGUGCUCACUAUCAGGGUCGUAAAGUCAGUAGGCAUUAUGAUGGUUCAUUUUACGAUAAUAAUUCUCCAUCAUCACGACGUCAUCACAAUGAACCAAUUGAUACAAUUCAUCAUAAAACUUAUAGUGAACCAGAAAAAGUUUACAGUGAACCAGCAAAAGUCUAUGGAGAACCGGCGAAAAUUUACAGUGAACCAUCAAAAGUUUAUGGAGAACCAGCAAAAGUCUAUAGUGAACCAGCGAGAAUUUAUAGUGAACCAGAAAAAAUUUAUUCAGAGCCAGCGAGAAUAUAUUCCGAGCCUGCAAAGAUUUACUCUGAACCGGCAAAAGUCUACAGUGAACCUAGUAAAAUUUACGAUUCAAAUGGUCAACCACCAGUGAAUUCACAAUCCAUGGAGCCAGUUGAACAAAAUUAUGAGGUCGACGAAGCUGUCAGUGUUGGUAGCAAUGGCAAUGUUCAUGGUCCUCAGCCAGUUACUGUGGCAACAAAUAAAGCUGAUUCUGAGGAUGGUCGCAAGGUCGGCUAUGUUGUGGAAGGUCGUAAUUAUAGAAAGUAUCGUGUUGAAGAAAGAACUCCUGACGGUUUUAUUGUUGGUGAAUAUGGCGUCGUUAGCCAUGACGAUGGUUCACUUAGAGGCGUUCGUUACACAGCAGAUGGAACAAUUAAUCCACGUCUCAUCUAUGAUGCACUAAUGAAAUUCCUUGCUCUUUAAAAUAAUAAUUCAAAACAGUGAUUAUCAAGGAUGUUAUAAAUCAAAACUUUUUCUUUGACUUCUCAAAUCCGUCGCUAUAUCUAUAAACGAGAGGUUAGAGUUAAAAACUAUGGACCUAUAAGCAAUAUUGUUUUAGUGAGUUGUUUGAGAUUAAAUAUUAUAGCCUGUCGACUAGUGUUACUUACAUCGCAUAGAAUAUUGACAAAUACUUGCAUCUGCAAAAAAAUAGAUCUUUGCUCAAUUUAGUAGAAAGUUUCACGUCAUCUUUUUUGGUUCCAAUUAAUAAAUAGCGAUGGCGCCACUCUGUAAUUUCUAACCUGCGCCAUCGUCAUCUAUUGAUCGAAACUAAAAACAAGGAGCAUCACUUCUGUGGCGGGAAAUUUAAAAUUCAAAACUACAAAUUGAAAUAAUAAUUAUUUUUUUCUUCUAACUUUAUAUAUACAAAAAAUCUUGAAGGACAUCAAAACUUGCGCAAAAUUGAGCAUAAAAAAUAUGUUGAAAGCAAAAAUUUAACAAUUAUAGAUUCUAAAAAAAAUAAUUUUCAAAAAUUUGGUACUUUUUGGAGAAUUAUGUAUUAAAAAGAAGAAGAUAAUUUUUGUUCGAUGCACUCGGAUCAUUUUUUUAGCGUUAAAUUUAAUGACCGAACGACUGAUUUCCGUAUUGCUCCUAUAUACAAUAUGUAUACAUAGAUAAUAUUCUUGCCAACUCAACUGCCUCAUUGCUCCUAAUUUUAAGCUCGACUUAUUAAAAAACAAACAAAAAAAACAAAAAAAAAAUAAGUGAUUAGAAUAAAUUUCUUAGAAUCAACAUCGUUAUUAGUAGACUUUCAAAUAUCUGCGCAAGAAUUAUUCGAAAUUUUAUCGGAUAUUAUAAUUUUCAAAGUAUUUGCGACUAUCCCAAAAGUCUUUUAUUUACUAAUAGUCACUAGUAAGUAUUAGUGGGAUUGUUUUCCACACUUGAAAUUAGAAAAUAAGUUAAUUUUACAAUUUUAAUUAACAUUACAGAACAAAAUAGGAGUUCAAUUCAUAUAUUAAAAAAGAACAACAUUUUUUAAAAUUAUAUUUCAAAUUUUUAAUGUUUCUAAAUAAUCAAUAAAAUACCAAAGAAUUAAUAAAAAAAAGAAAUAAAACAAUUUAUUAAUAUUUUAACAUUAAAUAUUUAAAAAUUUAAUAAAGAAAAAUUAUUUAUUUAACAUAUAUUUAUUUUCUAAUUCUCUGAAAUAAUUUAAACUAUAUAUGGUGCUAAAAUUUACAUUAAAUUCCAAAAAACAAAAUAUUGAACUCUGAAUUUGUUCUGUGAUUCACAUUACAGUGUUUCUUGUAUAGCUCUAAAUAGCAAGUAAAAAUUCCAAUCUUAAUAAAAUUAUAAUCAAAUUCUGACGUUCGUUUCGUUACACCUGUCAAUAUGGAUAGGAAGAAGGAAAAAAAAAAUUCAAGGGUACUCGAAGUGUUAUGAUAUUCCGUUGUGCGGUGAAUUGAUCGCAGACCAUCGCUAAUAAAUAAUUCAAUAGACGUGGAAAAAAUAAUACACUUGGAGAAAUAAAAAAAAAAGAAAAAAAAAGAAAUCUCCUAAACUACUUUUUAUAUCUCAUUGUAUUAUACAUAUACACAUAUACAAGUCAUUAGCUAAUGUAUCAGUAAAUCCUGUAGCAUAAUGUCAUAUAUAGAUAUACAUACGUCAUUAUAAGAUUAUUACCAUCAUCGAACUCUGACAAUGCAAAUUUUAGUUGAUUUUAUUUUUGUUCCUUAAUAACAACGUGCUAAAUUAGCUUUAAUAUUUUAUUUAGCAAAAAAAGAAAUCAUAACUUUUUUACCUCGUGAUUAAAUUAGGUUGUUUAUUUUUAUUUUAUUAUCAAAAGAAAAUAUAAACAUUUACAAACGUAUUAUUUAUUUAAUAUAUUUAAGUAUCUUCUGCGUUUUUCGAUUAAAAUAUUUUUCAUUCAUUAAAUUUUAUCUACUUUUUUUGUAGAUUUUGUUUAAAAAAAAGAAAAAAAAUUUCAAAUAAAAAAAUAAUUAUAAUUUUAAGUUUAUACAUUAUAAAGAUGCUUGGGCAUCAUAAAUGUAUCUCAAUUAAUGAGAAACCUCAUCUUUUGUGGUAUGAUUCAAAGUACGACGCAUUGUUGUUUAGUUUUAUUAAUAAUUGCAUAUGUUAUAACAUAUAUGAAAUUUUCAUAUAUUUUUAAAUCUGAAUGAAUUCGUUAAAAAAAUCAAAUUUUAAAAUUGUAGCUCAAACAAAUGAAAUCGAAAAAAAGUUUAUGAAUAAAUGUAAUUAUGGAAAACAAUUUUUUAGUUUAUAUUUAAAAGAGAAAAAUUCUCUUAGUGAAUUUUGGAGGAACAAAUGAUGAAUGAAUAUAUGGAUAAAUUUUGAAUUUAGAAUAUAUUUAUAUAUUUUGUUGUGAGAAAAAGAGAGAGAAUGACAAUUUUUAUAAUAUUUUGCAUGUUAGUGCGAUGAUGUUGACUUUAGUGAACGAGCUCAUAUAUAUACAUGUAUGCCAUAAAUUGAAUGACAUGAAUUGAACAUAUAAUAUUAGUAACUCUUACUUCUAGGACCACAAUGUAUAGUGCUGUGCCAAUGCCAUUCUAAGAUAGCAAUUUUGUAAUAAAUUCAUUCUCGCAGAUAAUA
Messenger RNA from Leptopilina boulardi, 4875 nucleotides. RefSeq lists its product as uncharacterized. The transcript has 2 exons. Bases 520 to 2253 code for a protein of 577 amino acids. Lineage: Eukaryota; Metazoa; Arthropoda; Insecta; Hymenoptera; Figitidae. The record is from RefSeq and is a predicted model, not a curated record.